UUAACAGGAAAUCGGCCCAGGACCCCCACGCUCAUCGCCAGGGUGCGACAUAUAUCAGUGGAAUUAAAAGUGUACGGUUCGAUUUUACAGAGCAGUAUCGCAGCCGCUUUCUUGCAGUGGCUGUGGCUGUCCGGCUGUAUGCGCGUGGGCGACACUGAUGGGAAGAAGUUAGGCUAUAAUUCUUGAGAAGUUUCCACAGUAUCAUCCGAUUUCUGAAAGUUGUGAGGAGAUAUUUAAAGGACAGCUAAAAUGCCAAAAACGAUCAGCGUACGAGUCACCACAAUGGACGCCGAGCUGGAGUUUGCCAUUCAGCCCAGCACAACUGGCAAGCAGCUCUUUGACCAGAUUGUGAAAACGAUCGGACUCCGUGAGGUGUGGUUCUUUGGGCUGCAGUACCAGGACACCAAGGGCUUCUCCACAUGGCUCAAACUCAACAAGAAGGUCACAGCCCAGGGUGUGCGGAAGGAGAACCCUCUGCUGUUUAAGUUCAGGGCCAAGUUCUACCCGGAGGACGUGUCUGAGGAGCUGAUUCAGGAGGCCACCCAGAGGCUAUUUUUCCUGCAGGUGAAGGAGGCCAUCCUCAACGAUGACAUCUACUGCCCCCCAGAAACCGCCGUACUGCUGGCCUCCUACGCCGUCCAGGCCAAGUACGGCGACUACAAGAAGGACUUCCACUCCUCCGGAUACCUGUCCAGCGACAAGCUGCUCCCCCAGAGGGUCCUGGAACAGCACAAGCUGAAUAAGGAGCAAUGGGAGGAGAGGAUUCAGGUGUGGCAUGAGGAACACAAGGGCAUGCUGAGGGAGGACACCAUGGUGGAGUAUCUGAAGAUCGCUCAGGACCUGGAGAUGUACGGUGUGAACUACUUCAACAUCAAGAACAAGAAAGGCACCGAGCUGUGGCUGGGCGUGGACGCACUGGGGCUGAACAUCUAUGAGCAGUCCGACAAGAUGACACCAAAAAUUGGAUUUCCCUGGAGUGAAAUUAGAAACAUUUCCUUCAAUGACAAGAAGUUUGUGAUCAAACCGAUUGACAAGAAAUCGCCGGACUUUGUGUUCUACGCCCCUCGCCUGCGCAUCAACAAACGCAUCCUGGCGCUGUGCAUGGGGAACCACGAGCUGUACAUGCGGCGCAGGAAGCCUGACACCAUCGAGGUGCAGCAGAUGAAGGCGCAGGCCCGCGAGGAGAAGCACCACAGACAGAUGGAGAAGGCACUGCUGGAGAAUGAGAAGAAGAAACGAGAGAUUGCCGAGAAGGAGAAAGAAAAGAUUGAGCGUGAGAAGGAGGAGCUGAUGGAGAAGCUGAGGCAGAUCGAGGAGCAGACAAAGAAAGCUCAGAUAGAACUGGAGGAGCAGACACGCAGGGCACUAGAGCUGGAGGAGGAGAGGAGACGCGCUCAGGAAGAGGCAGAGAGGCUGGAGAGGGAGCGCCGGACCGUGGAGGAGGCCAAGAGUGCCCUCCUGCAGCAGUCUGAGAACCAGCUGAAGAACCAGGAGCACCUGGCCACAGAGCUGGCUGAUCUCACCUCCAAGAUCUCUCUGCUGGAGGAUGCUAAGAAGAGGAAGGAAGAUGAGGCCACCCAGUGGCAGAGGAAGGCCACCAUGGUGCAGGAGGACCUGGAGAAGACCAAAGAGGAGCUGAAGAGUAAAAUCAUGGCGGCCCACGUGCCGGAGCCCGAGAACGAGCACGACGAGGACGACGAAAGCAGUGCCGAGGCCAGCGCUGAGCUCAGCUCUGCCGGAACCCUCCGUGACCGCAGCGAGGAGGAGCGCAUGACCGAGGCCGAGAAGAACGAACGCCUUCAGAAACAUCUGCUGGCCCUGAGCUCUGAGCUGAUGAACGCCAGGGAUGAGACCAAGAAGACGGCCAACGACCUGAUCCACGCCGACAACGUGAGGGCCGGCCGGGACAAGUACAAGACCCUGAGGCAGAUCCGACAGGGCAACACCAAGCAACGCAUCGACGAGUUUGAGUCCAUGUGAUCCGUUCCGACCAUUCAGGGAAGAGGGCGGGGCACGUGCGCCCUGCACCCAUCACAUGCGUAUCCACAGAACAAGCCUGUAUACAUUUUCUCCUGAUAUUUUGUCAUUUCUAUUGACUCAUCCCAUUUGUAAGGAUGGGUACUGAUUUGUAAGUGCAUAUUCCUUCUGGUAAUACCCGUUUGAACUUAAGCCUUGUCUGGAAAAGCUAAAAACAGAACUGCUGUACCGAGUGAGAAACAUACACUCAGUUACUGUAUGCCUUUGUACAUAGCUUUUGCAAACAGUCAGUAUUUCUUAGGACAAGUCAAUUGGAUCUGGCUUUCUAUACCAGACUUUUCUGGUUGUGUUUUAUACACUGCUGAAGACAGUAAGAAGAAAACAGUUACCCAAAUCAUUUAGGAUUCUCAGAAUUUUAACUUCCUGUUUUAAAUAGGAAGGCGAAUAUUAAGGAAAGAAACCUUCUAGUUUUGCGGUUCAGGUAUGUUUUUUAUGUUGUUAUUGGAAGCAUUGCGAAAACUCAGGAGAUAACUAGUUACAGUAAAAUUAAAUAAUUAACAUUUAGCCCAUUUUAUCGAGAGAUUACUCCAUAACAUUUUGUUAUUGUUAGUUGUUGUGCAGAUUGUAGCAUUCUCUGAAAUUCCAAUGUUUAAAAAAUAUAUAAAAUUAUUCAGCAACAGUGUCAGUUGUUCAAAGAAUAUGUACUGAACAACUACAGCAAAAACACUUGUUGAUUCAGAAAGUGUUCAUUAGAUUGCAUGGAUACCUUGCUGUUGCUCUGAAACAGUGCACAGAUUAGACAUGCCCUUGGUUAUGAAUGGAAUGUUUACCCAUUUCCGUAUCAGAAGCUUCAUGGAGGACCCCUGUUAUUGGAGGGCCCCAUGCCCCAUGCAUUUUUACUUUGCCUCAUGUUGAUUAUUGGCUUUCAAAAACUUUGUCCUGUUUAAAAGCAGGCACUGUAUUUUCUUCCAUUAUGAAGGCACACAUAAGAAGAAAACAGUUGUUAGAAUUUUCAGUAUUGGGAGUGAAUUGACUUAACAGUUCAGGCCUAGAUUAAUUUCUGUGAUUCUUGUAUUCACUGUUUAGUCAAUAGCCGUACAAAAUGGCUGUUUUAAGUUACAGAUGUAUAAUUACAUUAUAUUACCAUAUCUUUGGUUUCCAUUUUUAUUUAUUUUUGAUCUUCAUUCAGAAAAAAAGGCUAUGAUUCUGUGAGCAAAGAUUUCUGAUCGAACCAAUGUUGGAGAUAACCAUGGAGCUUUUUUUCAAUUAUAAAACAUACAAUGCAUUGAAAAACAAAACAAAAUGGCCAUCUGAAGAAUGUUUUAAAAUGUAUUAAAAUGUUAAUAAAUGUUAACAAAAUAUAAAGUCA
Messenger RNA from Conger conger (European conger), 3346 nucleotides. Its product is annotated as moesin-like. The transcript has 13 exons. Lineage: Eukaryota; Metazoa; Chordata; Actinopteri; Anguilliformes; Congridae. Bases 250 to 1980 code for a protein of 576 amino acids. The record is from RefSeq and is a predicted model, not a curated record. Gene Ontology annotation, biological process: positive regulation of protein localization to early endosome; positive regulation of early endosome to late endosome transport; regulation of organelle assembly. Gene Ontology annotation, molecular function: actin binding; cell adhesion molecule binding. Gene Ontology annotation, cellular component: plasma membrane; filopodium; microvillus.